This is a messenger RNA of Patiria miniata (bat star), 5719 nucleotides long. RefSeq lists its product as uncharacterized. Gene Ontology annotation, cellular component: cytoplasmic vesicle. Lineage: Eukaryota; Metazoa; Echinodermata; Asteroidea; Valvatida; Asterinidae. Gene Ontology annotation, molecular function: protein binding. The transcript is spliced from 11 exons. The record is from RefSeq and is a predicted model, not a curated record. The coding region runs from base 716 to 5479 and encodes 1587 amino acids.
UCAGAUGACAGGAAUUAAGUCAAAGCUAGAGUAUUUGAACUCAAAUGGGAAAUCCUCUUGUUAGAAUGGGGUUCUCUAGAGUAAGAAAUCUUUUGCCAAUCAGAAGUGAAAGGAGAAAAAGAAAAGUCCUUUUUUCAUUUUAAGUAAAUCGAUUCUGUAAAUGAGUAAUUUCCUCAUCCAGUAACUUCGUGUAAUUCAAUUAACGUCGGCAAUUUCACUUAAGACCAUUAAAUCACUCUCAGCACCCCGUGCGCUACUGUCUUUACCUGAAGGGAACAAGACUUUUUAGUUGAGUGGCCAGCGGGGCAUAAUGUGAUUAUGCAAAUGCCAUUUCUCAACGGGGGCUAUGAGCAUCAUCGCUUUUCCUCUUGCCCUGCAAGUAGUGCGGGGGGGAAAAACAGGCAAGCAUAGGGAGACUGAGUCAGCUCUCAAGAGUUUUUUGCUGCUCUCUGAACGGCGCUGCUGCACGUACAUAUGUGCGUGGGUUGUCGUUAGCGCUGCAGUAUUUCUUGCUGCGUUGAUGAAAAAUCUUUUCUCCGACGCCAUGUUGUGAGCGUCGUUUUGGAUGGAUAAUUUUAAGUGUGGUUCGUGUGUCUUUGUCCCCGCGGAUAUCAGGAAUGAAAAUUUAAAGGUGUGAAUGCAGUAGAAUACAGCCAUGCCGUAGCCAAUCUGUCCUCCCUUGUCUGUGGGUGUCUGUCUAUGUGUGUGCCCAACUAUGCCAGCUAUCAACAGUGACCACAAGUGGGACGUGUCAGGGAAGGGGACGGGCGUGGCUUGCCUGCCCCCUCCUACUAGAUCCCUUCCGAGCAGUCCACCAAGAAUCGAGCAUCUCGAGCGUAUGAGUUUGUCUGCGAUGCUUGGAGAGUACCACCAAGACGAGAUGCAAGGAGACCUGCUCAUGACCUCUUCUUUGCCGAGCUAUCCUCUGUCGAGCUUCCGAGCGACGGGGGAGUCGAUGGAGAUGACCAAUGACCUGCUGGACUUGACCAAGCCCCUGCCUUGGGACCGGCUGAAGCGAGGCGCGUCCACCAUGAGCCUGGACAGUCUCAACGAGAACUACAUGGAGUCCGUGCCGGGCGAGAUGGCCGUGCUCGAAGAUCAAGACAAGACGCCAGUAGCCACCUGCACCUGUGGGAAGACCACCAACUUUGAGUGUUGGGUUCACCGGGUGCCCUUUGGAGGAGCUGGGGAGCUGACGGAAGAGAUCAGUCAAACAUGUCUGCAGCUUGUGAGGGAGCUGCGAUCAGAGCCGUCAGGCUGCGAUGGCCUCGUUCAUGAACCGUCCAACGAAAACAAACCACAUGACUUUGGAGAGUCUGACCUCCGUAUGAAGUAUUCCCCACCGACUAAUCAUGUCAGAGUUUCCGUUGACACCCCAUGCAGCUGGAAGAGGGAGAGGUCAUUCAGUGGUGAUCAGCUUGGGGCUGAUUUUGACACCCCUAGCUCCAAGUCGUCAGGGAGUCUCGCAUCUGCACCAUCUGUGCAGAGAUCUGAGCUGUCCUCCAGCCCUGACAGCUACGACCUGCUCUACAAGAGCUUUGAGGUGGCUGUGGAGAUGGACAGGCUGCAGUUAGAACGCGGCCAGAGCGAAGGGAGCUCAGUUGGCUCCUCCCUGGAGAGUCUGAAUCGCACCUCACCAAAACUCCAGAAGGUACUCGUCCAGAAGCGGCGCAGCAGUCCGGAUGGGUCUGGGGAAAGCCCCGCCGAUAUCACCAGCUGUGACUCAAUCACGGGCAGCAACAAAAAUCUGAUACUUUCCCCAGGACGACAGGGCAACCUUCAACCAAUGACAGUGGAUAAAUAUCAAUAUGAGGUCACACAUCUUGAAGACUCGUAUCCUGUUGAAGAUUCAUCUCAAAAGGUGACAUUUGCAUCACUCGCAAAGAAGAAGAAGAAACCUGAAGUCACCACCCCACAAGCAGUACCCUCAGAGGCCACCCACUGGACUGAGCUUGUGACGUCGACAACUCCAAAAGAGGCGCCAAAGUCGUUGCCCUGCAAAAUCCCAGUUAGUUCUUCCAAAUCUGAGGUAGUGAAUAAACUCAAGAGGCCUCACUCCCUUCCCAUCCAGCUGAGGCACAUUCAGAAGCCAUCAAGCAGACCCCAGCAGACCCCUGAGCAGAGCCAAGGGGUUGCUGGAGGGGCAACUGUUGGUGUCAAGGGGGUCACAAGGACCCUGAGUGCGCCUGAAGGAUUCGGAUGCAGUUUUCCUAGAUCAGCCGGGUCUGGACAGGAUUCAUCUCUGUCUAAAACCACUUCUUGGGUCCUUCCUGCUGCCUCCCAGAGCACCAGCGGUCUCUCGCUGUUGACACGAAAGCGACCCUACAACUCUCAUAGCCUCACAACACCACAGUAUGAUCCGUCAGCAAACUGUGAGGGGAAUGGAAACCCAAAGAUGGCCGCUGGUAGUCCAUUGAUCAACAGCAGCAUACACAUUGGUGCGCACGGAACCAGAGACUUGAGUUAUCAUUUAAAUUGUGGUGAUAACGCACAGAUGCCAGAGCGAGCAACAAGGGCCCGCAUCCUGGCAAUGGACAUCAAUGCCAACUUUACUGAACCCCAGGAACUGGAUAUGUUCAUCCCUGAACACCACCACUUCAUCCCCCAGGAAACAACGUCGGAAACUGGAGACCUCCAUGGGGGAAGCCCAGCGUCCAGACCUCUCAGCCUUCUCCAGGACAGGUUGCAUUUCAGGUCUAACAUUGGGGCCGAAUCUUCCUCUGAUUGGGUCCCAGGGCCGAGGAGCUCUUGGUUAGACGUGAGCCGGAGAAAGUUGAUGCCACCGAGAACUCUGGACUUCAUGCAAGAGGAGGUUGGGUCACUCCAGAAGAAGGAGCAGGAGCCUCAGACUUGCUCCCGAGGCUGCAGCACAGACAGCCCUCCGGCGAUGGACCCUACAAGCUUCCUGAAGAUGCAUCUAAAGAUUUACAAGGAGGAAGAUUUGAAAACCAAAGAGCAAGCCAAAGAGUGCAGAGACAUUGGGGUGAGCACAGAUGAAUCAUUAAGUGGAGUAUUCCAGAAGGACAGUAUCUGUCCCUGUGCUAGAAACUGUUGCCAUGUUGCUAACACCAGCCAGUCAACUCUGACUAUGGGAUCAGAUGAUCAGAACAGCCACUCAGACGUGCCUGAAAGGUCUUGCCCAGAUCCUGUAGAUCGCACUGAAAGCAAGAGUAUCUUGAGAAUUACUGACGAUGGAUCCGUAGAUGAAAUUAAGAAGGUGGUACCACGUCAGGAUUUCAAAGGAGGGAGAGAAGUGGACAAACAAACCUCAGAAAAGAAGACUGCGAGUGUCAGGGAAUCUAAAUCAAGGAGCAAAAAGCCAAAAGAGAGGAAGGGGAAGGACAUAGCCCACGGAGAUGACCGCAAGGAGACAAGCGUCCAAUCCUGGCGGGUGGGCGGCAAGGGGAGACGUGGAAGCCGGACAAUCGUCACAUGUGAGGAGUCGCACGUCGCGGACGCCCUGACCAAUAGGGUGGUCAGGAUCCAGAACGUCGGAGCCUCAACACUGCCUUCCUCUACCGACAAGAAGUACAUCCGCCAUCAGCCCCUGAAGCCCAUACAUCAGGUAGACGAGGAACAUCGGCAGCGAAAAGGUUGGCAUGAUAUUGUUCGUGUUGGCUGUGGUAUUCGUGAUGGUGGUGUCAAGUUCCUGCAGAAGCUGUACAGUAAAGCUAACCAGCUGGCUGGCCCUCUGCCACCGACAGUCACCGCCUGGCCGGCCUCCAUGCACUCCCGGGCCGAGCGAGUCCACUCCCUCCCGGCGAACCUCAACCAGUACCGCGGCAGCCAAUCACAGUCCACCGUCAACCCAGUUAACCAAUCACAGGCCCCGUCGGGUCGUUUGAGCUCGGGCGGUGAACCAAUCAAGCGCAUCCUCUCGUGGGACUCCGGGGCGGCGAGACGUGGCGGUGAUGACUUCCAGCCCGAGGCGAAUGGCGCCAGCUUGAAACAGCGCCCUCUGAGUCUGGAUGUGUCCAGUCACUAUGACGUCAGUGCCGACUGCCUGCCUCCUCAGGAGAUGCAAGUUUCUCCCCGCGAGGCUGAAGAUGAGGUUAAUUUGGUACAGAAGAAAGCUCUUGUGACGUCAAUAGAGUGCGCUGUUGAACACAUACUCAGCCACUUCGGCCAAGCAAGGACAAAGACUUUGGAAGAAAAGGGUCGCCUGGGCAGCACCGCUCACAGUCCGGACAUUGGCCAUCUGAUGCUUCACUACUUGUGUCCAGCCAUCCGAGCCUUACUGCAGGACGGACUACGGCCACAUGUGACCAGCUUCUUUGUGGGACGUUUGAAGACAACGCUGUGGGGCGUUGUGGAGACAACAGCUCAGCUUGGUCCAGGCACCAGGCCCCUACACGAGCUCGUCAGGCACCUAUCCCAGCAGACUUACCUGAAGACGUCAGACUUGAGAGUCAAUGCAUUCAUCAUGGGACUCCUCAACAUCCGAUGUCUGGAGCUGUGGCUUGAGCACAUCAGGGACCAUCCAGAUAUAGUCAGGAGCCUUUACGAGCCCAACGCGUUCCUGAGUCUCUGCAACGGCGCCACCAAAGCCUUCUUUGACCAGCUCUUGGUUGCCGUUCAACCACUCACGCUUCUCCCCUUUGAUCUGGACUACAAGUUUGAGCACCAGCGAUUGGUGCAUCAGCUCAACCAGCAGAGGCAGAAGGAGCAGUUGAUGGAUCAGUACGCCAACAAGGCCAGCAAUGCUGUCCUGACACAGACCCAUGCCUCAGCGGGAGGGAGUUGGCUCAGGGGAACAGCCAGCUUGCUCUGGAGGAACCGGGAGGGGGCGCAGAAGCCAGAAGAGCCCUCUCCAACUGGAACAGUGACCUCAUCAUCGCUUGGGUUUCUGAAAAGCCUGAAAGGACAGAGGUCGGUCGAGAGAACUAAAAAUAGUCGGUCCUCAGAACAACCUGUUCCCGGGAUGUGGAAGACCGACGAAAAUGCCACCCCUACCCAGGGAGUGGAGCAAACCAGAGACCUAGUUACCAAUAAAGAGGCGGCCAGCAAUUGGUCCCUUGAUUGGAUCAAAGGAUUUGUGGCAGCCUCAAAGGAAGCAACCACUACUACUGUAGGGGUGAGCAGUACCAAGACGAUGACAUCGUCGGGGUCAACGUGGAGCAGAUUUGGAAGCAGCCUUUCCAAGGCCUUUGAGCGCAUCAGACCUGACAGCACAGCCUCCACGACCCAGCAAACGUCAACACAUCAAGACAAAGCACCCAACAGAACACCAGAGAAAGAGACGACUCUCUCCGGGCAAGCGGAGUCUCCUCGAAACUUAGCACCGCCAACCAGUCCUGUCUCUCCUGGGAGUCCCGUCAAGGCGCGUUGCCAUCAUGUGACCAUGUCCCAGGAAGAGCUCAGCUUCACCAAGGGCUCCAUCCUGACCGUGAAGCAGCAGGUGGAUCCUGAUUGGCUGAUGUGCUCCCAGGGCGACCAAUCAGGGCUUGUCCACAUCGACUAUGUCCAGGGAAUGGAGUAAACCUACUCAAUGACAAUUCGCCAGCCUGGAGCAAUUUCGGGUGCGAACUAUAGUUAACCACAGUUCAACUAACUUCACUCGAGGGAAGGAUGGUUGGACUACUUUAGUCGACUAUUCGGAACGGGCACGGUUGCAUCCCUGGUGACCAAUAGCUGUGCACAUAAUAACUUACAGCAGAGAACCAGGAUCAGGAAGUUUUGUGAUGACAUUUUGACCAUCGUUUGACAAGAGGCGUUCUCA